AGGUGGGAGGAGUUGACUAGACACUGAGUGACUCAAGCAGGUUUACUUCUUCAUUCAUAGGAACUUCUAGGGAAAUCUUUAAAUCUGCAGCGGAGGGCAAGGUACAACCCGCUCAUUCGCCACAGAAGUGGAGCUGGCUCAUGGUUGGAGUCUGAGAACCUGGAUUUAUUCCCAGUUCAACAGCUGGUUUGCUGAGUGAGCUGGAGACCUGUGGGCCUCAGUUUUCCCAUCUGUAAAGUGGGAGCUUUUCCAUCUGAUCGUCUCUGACCUAGAACUGAAGUCUGACCUUACCCUGUGCACCUGCCCUUGUGGGCAGACCUACAAGGGUUGGUUCUCCCGACCUAGGAAGUUUGGGCUGAGCAGGCAAGGUACCCAAGACUUUGGAGAAGGGGAUUCUGGCCCCCUCCUGAGAUCUGGGCUGGGUUCUGCUCUUCUUACAGGGGAUUUACCUGAAGCUCAGGACCAGCAUCAAUCUUGGCUACUUGGGCUGUGUCUGAGGAAGCAGGUCACCAUGGGCACAAGGUGUGGAGGAGCCUGGAAGAGGUGCGCACAGCCUGAGCUUCUUGCGUGAUCCCUACAGCAGUCUCUGAAGUAGGCUGUCCCAGGGCCAGUGGCCCAUCCUACACGUGGGACAGUUCAAGAGGACUCCAAGGGAAUUCUGUGUGUCUGAACGGGGCGCCAAGGACUUGUGUAACCUGGGAGCUGUGGGGAGGGGAGGCCGGGUCCUCAGCGCAAACCCUCCACAGGACGCAGGUACUCUGGGGCCGGAAGAAGGAAAGAGGGUCCCCUCAGAGCACCUGGCCAAAAGAGCUCAUCGCUGGAGCCAAAGGACUCAGCCCAGCAGGACCACUGAGACCCCUUCAUGGUGGCUGACCUGGGAGUGCUGGCCAGCUGCCAUCAGACCUUCCUCCAAAACCUGCCACAAGUCUCACACUUCUAUGCGGUGAAGUGCAACAGCAGCCCCUGGGUGCUGCAUGUCCUGGCUGCCCUGGGCACCGGCUUCGACUGUGCCAGCCAGGUGGAGCUGGAUCAGGUGUUGGACCUUGGGCUGGCCCCCUCACGCAUUAUCUAUGCCCACCCCUGCAAGCCCAUCUCCCACAUCUGGUAUGCUGCUCUCCAUGGGGUGUAGCGUAUGACCUUCGACAAUGAGGAGGAGCUGGUCAAGGUGGGCCAGCAUUACCCCGGGGCCAGACUGGUCCUCUGGCUGAAGACCAAGGACAGCGGGAGCACCUUCCUCCUGAGUGGCAAGUUUGGGGCCAGCCUGAAGGUGUGUGACCACCUGCUUACGUCUGCCAAAGACCUGGGGCUGGCGGUAGUCAGAACCAGGUGAGUGAGCAUGGCUGCCCCGGACUGGGAGGCAGGAGUCCUGGGGUUCUACCCUCCUCUCCUGCAUGGCCUGUUAUUGGCCAUGGCUCUCUGGGCCUCCAUGCUGCUCUGUUUGUCUGAAGGCACAGGAGUUGGAUGUUAUCCCUAACUAGAGUGAGCGAGCAAGGCACUGGCCUCAGGUGCAUAUCCAAAACUUUAGUACUCGAGAUAAAUGAGCUAUUAAAAAGCAAUUAAUUUAUUGUUGACAUUUUAAUAGACUUAAUUUCUUUAGAGCAGUUAUUUUGGUUUACAGAGAAAUUGUGCAGAAAGUACAGAGCCGUAUGCCCCUCGCCCCUCCCCCCACUGUUUCUCUUGCAUUCCUCAGGUACACUUGUUACAGUUGUUCUUAGGUGCUGUGCAGUCAGCUCUGAUUGUUAGCAACCCUAGGUACAGCAGAACAACCCUACGUACAACAGAAUAAAACACCGCCCUGUCCUGUCUGUGCCUGUUUGAGCCCUUUUGAGCCCAUUGUUGCAGCCACUGUGUCAUUGUUACAAUUAAUGAACCAAUAUUGAUACACUGUUAUUAACUAAGGUCCAUAGUCUACAUAAGGCUCACUCUUUGUGCUAUACGCUUCUAUUGGUUUUGAAAAAUGUAUAAUGUCGUGUUUCCACCAUUGCCCUAAAAUGCCCUGGGAGCCCUGGUGGCGCAGCGGUUAAGAGCUUGGCUGCUAACCAAAAGGUUGGCAGUUCAAGCUCACCAGCUGCUCCUUGGAAACCCUAUGGGGCAGUUCUGCUCUGUCCUAUAGGGUAGCUAUGAGUCAGUAUCAACUUGACGGCAAUGCAUUUGGUUUUUGGGGGGGAGUUUAAAAUGCCCUGUGUUCCACUGACUCGUCACCCCCCCGCCUCCAAGUCCCUGGCAACCACUGAUCUUUUCACUGCCUCAGAUAUCAUGUACUUGGAAUCAUACAGCAUGUAGAUUUUCCAGACUGGCUUCUUUCACUUAAAACCAAAAAAAAAAAAACAACAACCCACUGCCGUCAAGUCAAUUCCGACUCAUAGCUACACUAUAGGACAGACUAGAACUGCCCCAUAGGGUUUCCAAGGAGCACCUGGUGGAUUUAAACUGCAGGCCUUUUGGUUAGCAGCCAUAGCUCUUAACCACUGUGCCACCAGGGUUUUUCUUUCACUUAGCAGCAUGCAUUUAAGGUUGCCUCGUGUUUUUCCGUAGCUUGAUUGCUCAUUUCCUUUAUUGCUGUGUAAUACUUUAUCGUAUGGAUGUACCACAGUUUGUUUUUCUGCUGGAGGACAGCUUGGUUGCUUCCAGUUGGGGCAAUUAUGAAUAAAGCUAUAAAGAUUCAUGUGCAGGUUUUUAUGUGGACACACUUUUUCAAAUCACUUGGAUAAACACCUGGGAGUGUAAUUGCUGGAUCGUCUGCUAAGCUUAUACUGAUAAAUAAUAUUUGAAUGCAAUAUUUAUUUUUAAACAUCAAAAUCAAUGCAAAAAAUUCAUGAUGAAGAAGGCAUCAAAAUUUUAAGUAAAGGCAGCAGUGGUAUUAUGCUUUGUCCUUUUGUCUUUUUCUCCAGUAUAGCUUGAUACAGCACUGUUACUGAACCUGUCUUUAUGUAAAAUGUUUAUGUUCUGUUCAUCACAGAUGUUUUUACAUUCAUUUUGAUUUUUUAGACUAGUGCAUUAAAUGUUAUUUAUCUUGAUUACAUAUUGUUUUGACACCCCCUUCAAUGCUGCUUGUGAGGCCAGUGCCUCACUUGCCUUACCCCAGUCCCAGCCCUGAUUGGUUACUCAGUCCCACCUCCUCCACUUCAGAGGCACUAGAAUUUGGAAUAUCACACACUCUCCAAAGAGGAGGAGAAGGAAAGCCCCCUGCAGUGGAGACAUCGGGAGGGGCAGCUAAGAGAGGUGAUGGCCACACAACCGGAAGUCCCACAACUGAAGGAUUGUGUCGUGCAUCUCGGGGCCACCUGUGUGUUGAGAGUGAUGUUUCUGUGGGUGCCAGGUGGCCCAGCACGGCCACAUGUGCCGAGGUGUCUGGAUCUGCAUUUGCCUCCACAUGUUCCAUGUGUCUGUGCAUCCCCUGAGCUGUUUCUGAAUGCACGAGUCUCUUUGUACUGACCCUUGCAUUUUCACAUGUGUUUCUCCAUGUCACUUGUCAUGAGUGUGCCCAGCUUCCAUGUGGGCUCCAACUGCCAGAAGCCCCAGAGCUACACGCUUGCCAUCGCUGACUGCCAGCGAGUGUUUGAGAUAGGCCGCAGGGUCGGGCAUGACACGGGUCUCCUGGAUAUUGGAGGGGGCUUCCCCGGAGUGGAGGGCUCCAACCCCAUGUUUGAGGAGGUGAGGGGGUCGGCCCCAGGGAAGAAUGAGGGGAAGCCUGGUGUCCCGGCCUGUGUUUAGGGACCUGUGUGUGUGUGUGUAUGUGUGUGUGUACAGGGAGCUCCUGUAACUGUGAGUCUGUUGGUCUUUAUUCAAGGGUCUAUUGCCACCAUGCAUACAUGUCCUGUGUGCAUGUUUGAGCACAUAUGUGGUUCUGGCUCUGUGUCUUUCUUUAAACAUGUUAGUUGCUCUCCCUAGUUAAGCUGCAGGUGGGAAGGAGUUUGCUGUCCCCCAGGCCCAGGGAACAUUCCAUCUUGGCUGAUUGUUUGUUGCUUUAAAUAGUUCCAAAUUCAGACAUCUCAGCGUACCACAGUCUGUGCACUUGCUAUGUGAUCUUGGGCAAGUUACUUGCCCUCUCUGGGCCACAGUUUCUACCUCAGUUUCCUCCUCAGUAAAAUGGGGGAGAUAAUACUGUCUCCCCACCACACUGCCCCAGGGUGAAUGGUGACGCUGCAUGUAAACCCCU
Messenger RNA from Loxodonta africana (African savanna elephant), 4159 nucleotides. Its product is annotated as antizyme inhibitor 2-like. The transcript is spliced from 5 exons. Gene Ontology annotation, molecular function: catalytic activity. The record is from RefSeq and is a predicted model, not a curated record. NCBI's taxonomy places the organism in Eukaryota, Metazoa, Chordata, Mammalia, Proboscidea, Elephantidae. Gene Ontology annotation, cellular component: cytoplasm.